This is a messenger RNA of Nestor notabilis (Kea), 707 nucleotides long. RefSeq names its product neural cell adhesion molecule 2-like. The transcript has 5 exons. The record is from RefSeq and is a predicted model, not a curated record. The annotation marks the transcript as partial. Lineage: Eukaryota; Metazoa; Chordata; Aves; Psittaciformes; Psittacidae.
AAAAGCUCACUUUCCGAGACAUAGUAUCUCCACAAGAAUUCAGGAAGGGAGAAGAUGCAGAAGUUGUUUGCCAUGUUACUAGUUCACCUGCUCCUGUUGUCAGCUGGUUGUAUCGGAAUGAGGAAGUCACAACUAUUGCUGACAAUCGAUUUGCAGUAUUAGCAAACAAUAAUCUCCAAAUUCUUAACAUCAAUAAAAGUGAUGAAGGAGUAUACAGAUGUGAAGGAAGAGUGGAAGCAAGAGGAGAAAUUGACUUUCGGGACAUAAUUGUUGUUGUGAAUGUUCCUCCUGCAAUUACUCAGCUGCAGAAAUCUUUUAAUGCCACUGCAGAUCGAGGAGAGGCAAUAACUUUGUUCUGCAGAGCCAUUGGAUCACCUCCACCUGAAAUCAGUUGGUAUAGGAAUGGUAAACUUAUAGAAGAAAAUGAAAAAUAUAUACUGAGAGGAAGCAAUAUGGAACUAACAAUAAGAGAUAUAAAGAAUAUUGAUGCAGGUCCUUAUAUCUGUAAUGCUAAAAACAAAGCAGGAAAUGAUAGAAAACAGACAUUCCUUCAAGUUUUUGUACAGCCUCAAAUAAUACAACUUAAAAAUGAAACCACGUUUGAGAAUGGGAAAGCUACUCUCAUCUGUGAAGCAGAAGGAGAACCUACCCCAGAGAUUACUUGGAAAAGGGCCAUUGAUGGAGUAACUUUCUCUGAAGGGGACAAG